GACCGCUCCCUCUCCCUCUCCCCCUCCCCGUCGUCGCUCUCUUGGGAUAUCCUUUCUCGGUCCAGCGCCGGUGCUCUCAAUCUGCGAGCAGGCGACGAGAAGUGGCAUCGAGCGCUGCUGCUGCUGCUGCUGCAGCUGCUGGAGGUUUGUUUGGGUUGGCGGCUCUCGAAGAGGCGAGGGGAGAUCGAGCGGGGAGGAUGAGCAUGGGAAUGUCGGGCUGAGGGCGCGAGCUGGGUCUAGGAGGCUGCGGGGCUGUUGGGAGCCAUGGCUGCCGCGAGCUCGUGCGGGUGCCCCCCUCUCGUGUCGAGCUGCGCUGGGGAUUUUGGCAAGCGGCGGUUGGAAUUUGCCGUCGGGUCCUCGGUGAGGAUUUCGCCUUGUCGUCUGCACUCUGCACAUUCUGCUCUGUUGCCUGUUUUUCGGGGAAGCCUUCGCGGUGGGAGGAAUUGUGAGGAGUCGGGUUCUCGAGCUGUGGGUUCGGAGUCGCUGCUUGGGCUUCUGGCUCUUAAACCCGAGGAGUCUUUCGGGAGUUUUGGUGAAUUGCGGUGCGGUCGAGGAGAGCAGAGACGAGGCGAGAGGUGUGCAAUUGUCGCGAAUGUUGUGAGCAGGACGGGCGUUUCUACUUUGGAGGGAAAUCAGUCUUGUGGUUCCGGGAUUUUCGAAACUGAGGGAGAGGUGCAGCAUCAAGAGAGGGAUGGGGCGGUGGGAGGUCCUUGCAGAGAGCAUGCGGCACCUCCUGCGGUCAGCAGCAAUGGAUCUGUGACUGCAGAUGUGGAGGUCGAGGUCGCAGAAGAGCUCAACUCUGGGAAGGAAUUGGAUCCACAGCUGGAGUCCAGAGAAAGUGUGGUAGAGACUGGAGAGGAAAAGAAUAGGACGGGGAAUGGUACGCCGAGCUCGAGUAAGAGUGGGAUGAGGUGGAGCAUGCUGUUGAGCACAGCUGCACUAGAGGAUGCCCAUUUGUCACGAGCUAGCAGCGUGACCGACGCUCAUGUGUUACGACGCAAAGGCAGACUAAAAGAACAGGAUGGUCUUAUCGAGUUCAUUAUAUCAAUGCACAACACUCAUUCUCCCUUUCAGGUUAUGGAGAAGGUGGAAAGGUGGAUCCGGGAGCACUUGGAGGACCCCAAGCGCAGCACUCUCGCAAGGCUUGUGCCCUCAGUUGGCCGUUUUUAUACACCGUUACCGCUUGUUCGAGCUCUGCAAGAGUAUGACGAAUUCGCUUCGCUCUCAAGGCGGAGAUAUGUACCACCAAAUUUUGCAGAAAUUCGUCAUGUCUUAAACAUCGCUCAGGUACAUGCUAUUGCGGGACAACUUUCUUUGAUAACUUUUGAUGCAGAUGGAACACUUUAUGCUGAUGGGCAUCACAUUCAACGGGACAACAAAAUGAUAGAUCAUAUUAUAAAACUGAUGCAGGAGGGGUGCCAUGUUGCCAUAGUUACUGCGGCAGGGUAUCCUGGAGAUUCUUGCCGAUACGAAGAUAGAUUGGCUGGGUUACUGGCCGCUUUUAAGGAUUUAGAGCUGCCACCUCGGAUUACUCAACUUUUCCACGUCAUGGGCGGCGAGUGUAACUAUCUUCUUCGCGUAACGAAGGAUUACAGGCUUGACUUUGUUCCGGACGAGCUAUGGCAGACUCGUGACAUGCAAGAAUGGUCUCAGAGUGAUGUACAGAAGCUGCUUGAUGAGGCCGAAGCUUCGCUAGUAUCUGCUGCAGCUCGUUUACGGUUGCCUGUUGAACUCAUUCGGAAGCCGAAAGCUGUUGGUGCAAUCCCCAAAGAGCCAACAAUCUACGAGGUUUUGGAAGAGAUGGCACUCACAGUCCAGAUGCAGCUCAUAGAUUCAAAAUUACCUUAUUGUGCUUUCAAUGGUGGAAAUGACGUAUUCGUGGAUGUGGGAAAUAAGUCCGUCGGGCUUGAAGCCCUUAUGAAAUUUUUGAGAAAAGGUCCGAAAGAAACUUUGCAUGUUGGAGAUAGAUUCACUCUCAGUGGAAACGACUCAGCAACCCGCUCGAAAUGCUCCAUUUUGUGGGUUGCAAAUCCUGAAGAGACAGGAUUUUUUACUCGUGUCCUUCUCCGUGAAGUUCAAUUGUCAAGAUUGAUUCCCUAUAUUGAGUAAGAAUAAACGUAAUCUCCAGUAUUGGCGAGUGCUUUGUGCAUGGAUGAAUUCUGUAUGUCGCUCGAUGUCCGCCAUCUCUUCCAUGUUGGUAAUUGCACUACAAGGUAUCUAUAUGGGAGGGUUUCAAAUGUCACAGCUGAAUGGAUCUUACAUACUUCACGGUGUUUCAUACCUUACAUCGGAUUUUCUCCGUACUGGCUACUCUUGUCAACAGUAGUGGGCUAGCGUCAAAUAGACAAAUAGACCUCUCUUUUGCUUCCCUACUCCUAUUUAGGAAGGAACCUGUCGGAUCGGCUGCACGCAUCGCCCGCUUAGGAAACCGUGAUGUGUUGAACCACAGAUUCUCUUUCGCUUUUAUUACAAGCUUUGGCCAUUUUCGCGACACAAGACACAUACGAGUGUGAUUUCACAAAUGC
This is a messenger RNA of Marchantia polymorpha subsp. ruderalis, 2525 nucleotides long. Lineage: Eukaryota; Viridiplantae; Streptophyta; Marchantiopsida; Marchantiales; Marchantiaceae. The record is from the annotation of a GenBank genome assembly.